AGGACAUCUGGACAACUUCAUCCUUUAUCCUCAUCUUACAGUAGCCGUAUCUUCAAGAUGGAGAAAUAUGAAGAUGUCGACGGCUACUAUGGAGAUGAGGCCGUGGACUCGGAUAUCACGUCUGAAGACUGCUGGAAAGUCAUCAGUUCCUUUUUCGACAUCAAACAACUCGCCUCCAUGCAGAUCGACUCUUUCAACCAUUUCAUGAGAUCUGGCUUACAGGAUUUGGUGAAUGAGAAGGGAGGUAUCACAUUAGAUCACGCACAAAAUGUCGACGAAGAUGAUCCGAACCCGGUUGUCAUCAAGAGGCACGAAGUCAAAUUUGGCAAAGUUACGCUCAGCAAGCCAAACAUGGUCGAGGGAGAUGGAACCACCACAGAUUGCAUGCCUCACGAAGCGCGAUUACGAAGUCUCACCUAUGCGAGUCCUGUUUACGUGAAGAUGAGCAAGAAAACAUGGUACGCAAAGGAGAAGCCGUGGGAUGAUGAAAGUGCAGAUCAAGGCGUGAUGAGAGAUGAUGGUACCGAGCUAUUUUGGCGUGAGGGUUUUGAAGAGGGAGAACACCACGAAGAGGAGGAUGUCUAUGUAGGGAAAAUCCCUAUCAUGGUUCGAAGUAUGACUUGCCACCUCAAGAGCGAAAGAUUUCAGAGUGACAAGGAUUUGUUCGCAUGGGGAGAAUGUCCUUACGAUCAGGGAGGCUACUUCAUCAUCAACGGCAGUGAAAAGGUCCUCAUCGCUCAAGAGAGAAGUGCUGGCAAUAUUGUGCAGGUGUUUCAAAAGGCUGCACCUGCUCCCUUUACACAUCUCGCCGAAAUCAGAUCCGUUAUCGAUCGCGGAGCCCGAAUGAUGUCUCAGUGUACUGUCAAGCUCUUCCGCAGAGUUGAUGGUCCGGAUGGCACGAAGAUCGACAACCCCAUCAGAGUACAGCUGCCAUAUGUCAAGCAGGAUAUUCCCCUCGUCAUAGUGUUUCGAGCGUUGGAUAUCGUCUCAGACGCCGACAUCUUGGAGAAGAUCUGUUUCGAUCAGAGCGACAAAGAAAUGCUGGAUAUGCUUAUGGGUUCUUUGCAAGAAGGACAACCCAUUCAAGGUGCGGACCUGGCAAGAGACUUCAUUGCUCGUCGUGGCAAUAUCCCAACCCUAAAGAGCCACGAACGACAAAAGCAUGCUAUGGAUAUCUUACAAAAGGAAUUCCUGCCUCACAUCGGACAAGGUCCUGAUGUUGCUGCUCGCAAGGCCUUCUUCCUUGGCUACAUGGUCAAUCGGUUGCUGAAGUGUGCUCUCGGGCGUGCUGAGCCGGAUGAUCGAGAUCAUCUUGGAAAGAAGCGGUUGGACCUGGCUGGACCACUAAUGACCAAUCUCUUCCGCUUGCAGUUCGACAAGGCCACCAAGGAUUUCUUCCGAUACAUGCAGAAGCGUGUUGAAGCUGGCCAAGCAAUUAAUAUCCAUGCAGGUUUCAAGCAUCCCAUUAUCACGAGUGGCUUGAAAUACUCGCUGGCAACUGGCAACUGGGGCGACCAAAAGAAGCUCGACAAGGCAAAAGCUGGCGUUUCUCAAGUGCUCAGUCGUUAUACCUUUGCUUCCACUCUAUCACAUCUUCGUCGAACCAAUGCUCCCAUAGGUCGGGAAGGUAAAAUCGCAAAGCCACGUCAACUCCAUAAUACCCACUGGGGUUAUGUUUGCCCGGCAGAGACACCUGAAGGGCAAGCUUGCGGUCUUGUCAAAAACUUGUCCCUCAUGUCAAUGGUCACAAACUCUUAUGAGACUCAACCAUUGAUGAACUACGUCCUUACCAAGCAUGUCGAAGCACUUGAAGACUGGGAGCCGCGGUUGAAUCCUCAGGCCACCAAAGUCUUUGUUGAUGGUGUUUGGUUUGCAGUUGUACUGCGCGAUCCUAAGCGGCUUGUUGACGACCUUCGCAAACUUCGACGAAAAGGCGUCUUCGAUUCUCAAGUCAGUCUGGUUUGGGAUAUUCGGGAGAAGGAAUUCAAGAUCUCUGGCGAUUCUGGCAGGAUUGUUCGUCCGCUCUUCGUUGUCGAGACAGAUCGUGCAUCCGAAAACCUGGGUAAUCUGGUUCUCAAUAAGGACCACAUCGCCAAAAUCGAUCAGACAAACUACCUGAAAGAGAGUGGCUUUCAGUUCACCGACGAUGUCAAACCUUAUGGUUGGCAAGAUCUACUCGAAUCCGGUGUUGUCGAAUAUCUCGAUGCUGAGGAAGAAGAGACGGCUAUGCUCGUCAUGACGCCCGAGGCCUUGGCCGACUCCAAGGCCAGAUGGCUAGGAAUGGAGAUCGAAAGCGAAGACGACCCGCUGAGCAGAAACGAUCCCCUUCUCAAUCCAUACUCCCACACUUUCACUCACUGCGAGAUCCAUCCAAGUAUGAUCUUGGGUGUUUGCGCCAGCAUUAUUCCCUUCCCCGACCACAACCAAUCACCCCGUAACACUUACCAAUCUGCUAUGGGUAAGCAGGCCAUGGGUGUGUUCCUCACAAACUUCGAUCAGCGCAUGGAGACAAUGGCGAAUAUUCUGUAUUACCCUCAGAAGCCCCUGGCCAGAACAAUGGCUAUGGAUUACUUGAAAUUUAGAGAGCUUCCCGCAGGACAGAAUGCCAUUGUCGCUAUUGCCUGUUACUCCGGCUACAACCAAGAAGACUCUGUGAUAAUGAACCAGAGCUCUAUCGACCGUGGCCUGUUCCGGUCGCUGUUCUAUCGUGCCUACCAAGACCAGGAAAAGAGCGUGGGCCAUUCGGUAGUUGAACAGUUCGAGAGGCCUACGAGAGCUGAUACCCUCCGACUGAAGCAUGGGACAUACGACAAGAUCGACGAAGACGGUAUCGUCGCACCGGGUGUUCGUGUUAGUGGCGAGGACAUUAUCAUGGGCAAAACCGCUCCCAUGGCGCCUGACGCAGAAGAACUGGGCCAGAGACAAAAGCAGCACGUCAAGCGCGACGUCUCGACUCCGCUUCGAUCCACUGAGUCAGGAAUUGUCGAUCAAGUCAUGCUUACAACCACAAGUGACGGCCACCGAUUUGCAAAGGUCCGUGUUCGAACCACGAAAGUUCCCCAGAUUGGUGAUAAGUUCGCAUCUCGUCAUGGUCAGAAAGGUACUAUUGGUAUAACAUAUCGCCAUGAAGACAUGCCUUUCACCAGAGAGGGCAUAGUGCCUGACCUGAUCAUCAACCCGCACGCCAUUCCUAGUCGGAUGACCAUUGCUCACUUGAUCGAGUGCCAAUUGUCCAAAGUGGCGACGUUGCGUGGUGAUGAAGGUGAUGCCACGCCGUUCACAAAGGUCACCGUCACUCAAGUUUCGGAUCUUCUCCGAAAAAUGGGCUACCAAUCACGAGGUUUCGAGGUCAUGUACAACGGCCACACAGGCAGGAAGUUGGUGGCUCAAGUCUUCCUUGGCCCAACAUACUACCAGCGUCUGCGCCACAUGGUUGACGACAAGAUCCACUCUCGUGCUCGUGGUCCAACACAAAUUCUCACUCGCCAGCCCGUCGAAGGUCGUGCUCGCGACGGUGGUCUGCGUUUCGGAGAAAUGGAGCGCGACUGUAUGAUCGCCCACGGCGCCAGCUCGUUCUUGAAGGAGCGCCUGUUCGACGUCUCGGAUCCGUUCAGAGUGCAUGUCUGCGAUAUCUGCGGGCUGAUGACCGUCAUUGCCAAACUCAAGAAGAACACGUUCGAGUGCAAGAAUUGCAAUAACAAGAACAAGAUCAGCCAGAUUUAUCUGCCGUAUGCGGCGAAACUUCUGUUCCAAGAGUUGUGGAGCAUGAACAUUGCCGCCCGACUGUACACCAAGAGAAGUCGUUAGGAACGAGCUCAGGAUGCAGCGGCUGGGAUCCAUGUUGGCAGAUUCAGGAACACGGACGACCAGAGGGCCGACCAGUCCUGAUAGUGGCAAUCAGUCAAGGGCGGGUUUCAUGUUGGCAGCGCGCGAGCACGGAAUGGUUGGCUGAAUGUACCUUCUGCACGUGCAUUUGUGAUUUUAUGAUUCAACUUUUGCGGGCAUGUCGACGGGAUUGGGGGCCAAAGACCAGAAAGGACGUGAGCGAAAGGCGUAGAGCUGGACUUGUAUCAGUAUACUUAUCACACAGCAUGGGGCGUCAAGAUGCAUUCAGGUUGGCCUAAUGAGCCAUGGUUCUGCUCGGCGACAGGCUGAAAAUAUUAUCUGCGUCGGUCAUUCCAAUUUUCAUCUCUUGAAUUAAAAAGGUAGAACUGGUGUGAAAUGAUGCGAAAUGAAAUACUUGAACUGGACAUCUUGAGUACGUGCGGG
Molecule: messenger RNA, 4269 nt
Organism: Exophiala xenobiotica
Lineage: Eukaryota; Fungi; Ascomycota; Eurotiomycetes; Chaetothyriales; Herpotrichiellaceae
Exons: 1
Coding region: 58-3807 (1249 amino acids)
Biological process (GO): DNA-templated transcription
Cellular component (GO): RNA polymerase II, core complex
Molecular function (GO): DNA binding; ribonucleoside binding; DNA-directed RNA polymerase activity
Source: RefSeq, a predicted model, not a curated record